UUUUCGAUUGUUGAUGAGUACCGAAUAAACUUGAAUGAAAACAGCUCUGGAAUAUUUUUUUUUAAACGUUUUUAAAUGAAGAAAAAAGGGAGUGUCACUGGUGGUUCACAAAAUCGGGAUAAAAGUGCAUCAACAAUAAGUAAACGUAGUGCUUUGGCAAAUUCUGGAAAAGAAAUAACACCAGUUUCAUACAUACGUGUAAAAUUUUUCCCAUAUUCUGAAGAAACAUCCCAUCAAUCCCCAUCAUCUCCAAAAAUGGAACGUGAAUUAUUUAUAAAUAUAAAUUGUCCAAUACGUUUAUUAAUGGAAUAUCUCCGACUUGAAGCAAAUAUUCCAAUGACGCUUGAAUUUGAUUUAUUUGAUGAAAUGGGAACUUUAAAACGAACAUUUCAGUUAUCGCCAGAAAAAAUGGCCAGCCAAUUACUAGUAUCAAAAGCUAUAUAUUUUAUUGUGGUGUUUCCAAAAAAUGAUCUAGGCGUUUCAUUAAAGCCCCUUAUUUUGAUAAAUCGUGGUUCACGAUUAAAUACAGAUUAUACGGCACGUAUACGUCGUCAAAUACAAGCAUCUGCGAGAAAAUAUAUAAAAUCUUCGAGAGCCUCUGAUUAA
Chrysoperla carnea is the source of this 606-nucleotide messenger RNA. RefSeq lists its product as uncharacterized. The record is from RefSeq and is a predicted model, not a curated record. The transcript has 3 exons. The coding region runs from base 76 to 606 and encodes 176 amino acids. Lineage: Eukaryota; Metazoa; Arthropoda; Insecta; Neuroptera; Chrysopidae.